Molecule: messenger RNA, 2583 nt
Organism: Thyridium curvatum
Lineage: Eukaryota; Fungi; Ascomycota; Sordariomycetes; Thyridiales; Thyridiaceae
Exons: 3
Coding region: 1-2583 (860 amino acids)
Biological process (GO): DNA-templated transcription; regulation of DNA-templated transcription
Molecular function (GO): DNA-binding transcription factor activity, RNA polymerase II-specific; zinc ion binding; DNA binding
Source: RefSeq, a predicted model, not a curated record
AUGUCGGAAGUACAGGCCGCCGUGGCCCCAAAGCGCAAGGGGCCGAAUAGACGCAUCCCAGACCGCCUGAGAAAACGAUCAGCUCAGAGCUGUGAUCUCUGCCGGAAGCGCCGCUGCAAGUGCGUUCCCGAUCCCUCUGGCCACGGCUGCAUGGCAUGCCGGGGCCAGGGUCUUGAUUGUGCCUUCACUCUUCCGCGGAAGACCCGCUUUUACGGAAGUGUAGACGACCUCAGUGACCGAUACAAAUGCCUCGAGGCCAUUGUCCGUGGGGCGUUUCCCGGUGACCCAAUUUCCACCGCCGCAGAGUUGCGGCAGCUUGGGCAACGCAUGGGCUACCUCAUGCCCGAUCCGCCUGCCCAGUCAGCUGAGCCUGCCGAUAUCGAUGAGAUAUUACAAACCUCAAGCACUGCCGCCAUUUCUGGGAGCCACAGUCUUGGUUCUGAGACCCUAAAGCCAGACAACCAGGAUGCGGGCGUUCUUGAUGCCGACACGCGCUUCGUCAAGACAGACGACGAGUCCUCUGGCGAUGAACCCCUGAGUCUCAUCCGGGACACCUCCGGGCGUGAGCAUUACAUCGGCCCGUCGGGAAGUCUCCAAUUCUUCAGUCAGCUCCGGCGGCUCGUGAUAUCGCGCGAGAAACAGCAGAGUCUGGACGAGCAAAGCCCCCCGACCGUAUCUAAGUUCACCGAGGACGAUACCGCUCAAGCCCUAGAGGCUGAUACUAAUCAUGAUGAUGCGGCCGACCCUACGUCUGAGCAAUCUCUCGACAACACCAGUCCGAGUCAUGGAUUAUCCCCAGGCUCUAUCACAUCAUCGAUCGCAAAAGAGUUUACGAAGCAGCCAUAUGACGUUGCCGACGAGGUCUUCAAACAGCUCCCACCACGCCACAUCGUCGACCUUCUUCUACAAUCAUUUUUCAAGCAUGUCCACGGAGACUUCCCGCUUUUCCACAGGGGCACCUUUGAGGAAGAAUACGAAUCGUAUCUAGGCUCAUUAAGGCAGAAGAACUCUAGACAACAGGCCAUAGCACCCGCACAGGUCGAGUGGGGCUGGAUAGGCUGCCUGCAGAUGAUGAUUGUCUUCGGGUCUUUGUCUCAGCCAGAUAUUGCGGGCAUCGACCACGUCGCGUUACGGAGGCAAUGCGUGACCAACUCAAGAAACCUGUUGCCUCAGCUGAUCUCCAAAUGCACGCUGUCGAACGUCAGGGCCCUUUUGCUACUCUCGCUCUUCCUCCACAACAACAACGAGAGAAACGCCGCGUGGAAUCUCGUCGGAACCGCAACACGCAUCUCAUUUGCCCUAGGCUUGCACAGACAAGAUGUUGCUGCAUCUUUCAGGCCAAUUGAGCGAGAAGUCCGGAAGCGAGUAUUUUGCACCUUGUACUGGUUUGAGCAGUUCUUGGCUUCAAGCUUGGGGCGACCCAGUGGCCUGAAUGACUGCGAUGUUGAGGUUGCGUCCCCAAGAGAGGGCGUCUUAAGUGGCUAUGAUGAGGGGGAUGAGCUCAACAGCCUUUCCCUGAAACUACAGGUGAUCUUGGGAAAGGCUCGCAUCUCACAAGCUGUUCGCCAUUCCAAUGAUACCCAGAGGACUUCUACAAGACAGGAGGAGUCUGCUUGGGAGACACUAGCAUCGUUGAAGUCGUGGAAAGCAGAGGCCAAAUCUUGCCAGAUACUCAAUAUCCCCUGCAUUUCCGAACCAGGAGACCCCCUUGCCGAGAAGGACGAGGACUCUAUCUCCUUCCAGCAGUUGAAAACACUUCUAGGAUGGCAGAACAAGUCGAGGCUCCGAGCUGCUCUCCUCUUACACAUGCAAUAUCGUUAUAUUGCAGUAAUGGUCACCCGGCCAUUCCUUCUACGAGACGUGGCACUGUCACGCCGCUUGGAAAAGAAUACAACAUCUUCAAGGGCAGGCCAAGCUAAGGACCCGUCUCUGGCGGAGCUUUCUGUCCAGAACGCCUGCCAGCUGACUCGAAUUGUACUUUUGCUUGACUCGUUUGGCAUUGUGAAUGGAAUAUCGGGCAUGGACGUGUUCUACACAUACUGUGCCUCAAUGGUACUCAUUCUGCGGUCGCUGCGCGAUCCAACGACGGAUACCUCGGAACAAACACUCCAAGCAGAGAUGCGGCAAUUGAUCUCAGCUUCUCGAGAGGUCGUCCUCCGGGUGGUCAAGAGCGGCACUAUGAAGCGUUUCGCGCGGGUUAUGGCCUCCUUCGAGGACAGUGUCUUCCACCAUUCGCAUUCGGCAGGUUUGGGUGCCGACAACGGCCAGUCAAAUGGCCAAAUGCGCAGAGCAACGGCUGGAAACAACCGCAUACACAGUAGCCAGCCAGCAACUCCCAAUGUUCAGGCCCGAAUGCCCCUGGACCCUAGACUGCAAGGUGCCGCGGCGCUACCCCCUGGAAGUUUUGAUGAUCAUCAACGGAUGGGCGAAAUGUGGCCUCAGACCAGCCUGGUCACCUUCGAAGGUUUGCCGGACUUCAACAGCUGGAUGGUACCUUUCUUCGGGGGUGUCGAAGUUGAUACUCCCAUGAUGGAAUGGGGCGAAUUUGAUGCUCUACUGGCGGGGCAAGGAACACAGCAGUAG